AUGGCCACCCAUACUUUCCUCGGGAUCCCCCCUGAGCUCCGUCUCGCUAUAUACGACGCCUAUCUCGCCGAACACCAGCGCGUGAGGCAGAACCGUCAGCCAACUAACGAGCACAUCAGGGUCCUGCACACCUGCACCCAGAUAGACCGUGAAGCGAGACCCCUGUUCCGCCGGUACAUUUCCCUGAGACAUGAACGGCAGAUCAAUGCGUUCAUCCUGCGCGCCGACGACGCCCAUGCAGGUGCAGUCCUCUGGGCAGAUGUCGCAAACGAUGGCCGUGUGCUCGUCGACGCUGCAGCCAGGGGGUCAAGCAAGUCCGUCAAGACGGCACCUCUUUCUCACCUUUAUGCUGCCCUUCGCCGCAUGAUAUCGCUGAAGCGCCUCCGCGUCUUUCAAUGUCGUCAGGGGGUACCUGUCAACAGACCCUUGACUCACGUUGCGAUGCAAUUCGAGGUUGCCAUGUACCCAGACGGCGGUCAGCCUCACCUUUCUGCAUACGAGCUGCAUCUGGACGCAGAGACAAGGGUCUCACCGUUCGAGGUUAUUUCCCCCAGGGACGUCGAGCAGCUACGUCUGUCCGGCAACUGCCAGAUGCCCACCUUCCCACCUACACCAGCACUUCGUAACGUGGUCCUCCACGGCAUCACCGGGAACGCCUUCGACAACAACGCCAUCGAUAAAUGUUUCUCGCAAUCCCGGCUCGAGUCAUUCUCGUACGGGAUGGGCGAUAAGCUUGGGUUUGAGCUUCGCGAUCGCCAUAUCCAGUCUCUUGUCUCCCUCUCUGGGGCUCGUCUGCGGCGGUUGGUUCUACUUGAAUGUAACCGCCUCAGCAGCAAGGCCCUCGCAGAGUGCCUCGACGGUCUACCGCACCUCGAAUAUUUUGCGCUCCACAUAAUAACGGUGGAGGAGCUGCGGUCUAAUUUCGUGCUGUCACUGGCACCUUCGGUACAAGUUUUGAAACUGCACGUUAUAAAUGCCUGGUACGCAGUGCCACUUCUGGCGGAGGAACGCGGCCUCUGCGAUGCUGUGGAGAAUGCUAUUCUAGAUCGCACGGUCGCACCUGUGGAAGUCUCGGUACAUUUCCGUGAAUUGCUGAUGAAGGAGGACGGGAGACAAGCUCGGUGGCAGGAGAUUGCUACCCAACGACAAAUACAAUUAUCUUUCGGUCGUUGGGAAGACCGUGAACAGUUAGAAUUGUAA
Molecule: messenger RNA, 1200 nt
Organism: Postia placenta MAD-698-R-SB12
Lineage: Eukaryota; Fungi; Basidiomycota; Agaricomycetes; Polyporales; Adustoporiaceae
Exons: 3
Coding region: 1-1200 (399 amino acids)
Source: RefSeq, a predicted model, not a curated record